UGGACGUGCUAUUAGAACAUAGCUACUGUCGCUGCCCGAGCCCUGCUUAUGACCAGCGAGAAGCAAAUAGAGGUGCCUGGUUAGAUUGCACUAGAAGCUCAUUAUCACAGAAAGAAGAGUUUAUUAAUUCAGUCUUAAUUCAACUAUCGUAGCUCUUCGGGGGAACACAAUGGAGGGUCUGCUGCCUCUGUCCUCGCUGAGGCUCCUGGUUCCACCUCUGCGGAUGAUGUCGGCUGUGAUGUGGAAGGUGGUUCGUCUGAGGAACAUCGUGCAUUAUGGGAAAGUGGAGGAGUUUGUGUCUUUGAUAACUGAAGCCAUCCCUGACAUUUUGACAGACAGACAGAUGAGACUGCUCGCUCUGGGCUUAAGAGCAAAGAUGAUGUUACAGAUGUUAAGCUCUGAACAGUCAGAGGAUCUCAGAGAUGUUAAAACAUGCUUGAACAGUCUCCUGCCAUCCAGCUCCAAACAGGUUCAUGCAGGAAAUGAAGCUCUUGAGGCCAACUUUGUCAGACUUGUUCAAAGACUCCUGGAGGACCCGAAAGGGAGAGAGCACUUCCUGAAGAAUGUGUUUCCUGUGGAGUAUGGGUCUGACUUUGAUACAGCUCUGGAGACACUGGUUUGUGAGUUCUUCACCAGACUAGAAGAAUUGCUGCUUAUACCAGACUUUAAGCAGACUGCAGUGUGGAUCAGCGAUACACCCUCUGUGUUGGAAGAGUACAUGCAGUGUGUAUCCAAAGCAGACGACCUCAAAGUGCUGCUCAGAAGCAAAGCCCACAGUGAUAAAAUGGCCAAGAUGGAUACCAGUGUGCCCUCUCCCUCGGAGCAGCGACUCUUCUCAUCGUUAUCUCUCCUUCCUUCACUGCCAGAGACCAAACAUGCGGAAUCUAACACGCAAAGAUCUCAAAACAAAAGAGACUCUGAGGAGGUUUCUCUUCAGGACGCAGAAGCAGCGAACAAUGCAGAACAGGAAGCAGGAGAGAAAUGCAGUGAUGGAACUUCAGACACCUGCCGAGCUCCCUCUACGUCUGGUGAGAGUCCUAUAAUGUCAAGCUCUAUGAUUGUUCCUCCGCGGGAGAGAGUUGCACACAAAUGCACUCAGUGUGGAAAGUGCUUCAUUUACCGCUAUCAACUCCUGAAACAUCAGAGACGGCACACGGGAGAAAACCCUUACAAGUGCUCUCAGUGUGGAAAGGCCUUUAGGACGACCUCUGACCUGUCAACUCACAGGAGGACGCAGUGCACAAAAGCAGCUUAUAUCUGCAUCAAAUGUGGGAAUAGCUUUGAAUCAAUACAGGACAAAUUUAGACAUCAGUGUGUUCAUAGCAUCCAAAAGUUUGACUGUUCUCAGUGCGGAAAAAGAUUUACGAAAAUGCAUCUGCUGAGUAAGCAUGAGCUGACUCACACUAAGAACCGUGUCUUCACGUGCAGACAGUGUGGGGAGGUAUACCCCACUAUGAGUGAGCUGAGAACCCACCAAAAGAUUCAUCCUCCCAAGCUGUCCAAUCAGUGCAUGCAGUGUGGGAAAGUCUUCAGCUCUGUUGCCUGUUUGACAGCCCACGAGCUGCGCCACAAGCGACAGAGAACACAGAUUUGUGUGCGUUGUGGCAAAGCCUUCAAAGACAAACACGGCCUGAAUCUUCACAUGCGCAGUCACACAGGCGAGAGGCCGUUUCAGUGCAUGUUCUGCGUGAAACGUUUCUCUGCAUUAGGAAACCUGAACAUACACAUAAGGACCCACACUGGAGAGAAACCGUAUCUGUGCUCAGACUGUGGCAAGGCUUUUGUUUCAGCCGGCGAGCUGCAGAUACACAGACGAACCCACACUGGGGAAAAGCCAUACAAGUGCACUGUAUGUGGGCGGGGAUUCACCAUGGCAAGCACACUGACAAUUCAUAUGCGCAUUCACACUGGAGAGCGCCCUUACAUCUGUUCUGAAUGUGGGAAAGGUUUUUCACGUGGUGGAGAAUUAAAGAAACAUGCCAUGAAGCACACAGGUUUGAGACCCUACGCUUGUCAGCUGUGUGCAAAGACUUACACAUGCCUCAAUCACCUGAAGAGACACUUGAAAACUCACAGUGUAGUGCAAAACAAGACUGUCUAAUUCAUGUGAUUACUUUAUGCCAUUGUAUUAAUGUUGUAGUCAUGCAAUGAGCCUGUCCUGUUUGCGGUGUUGACUGUAAACUGUGUAAAAGGUUUCACACUCACCCUCUUGUAAGGACUAUGUUGCAAAAGCUCUUGUUUGUACCGAUGAUUCCUUAUCCUGUGUUGUCAGAUCUGUCCUCAUUGUACCCUCUACAAUGACAUCUAAGUGUAUUACUUUUGUUUUCUGAAGCCUUAAAACACAUGUUAAGAGUCUCUAUGAAAACAUACAACAAACAAUACAUUCCUUGAA
Messenger RNA from Epinephelus lanceolatus (giant grouper), 2392 nucleotides. RefSeq lists its product as uncharacterized. The record is from RefSeq and is a predicted model, not a curated record. Gene Ontology annotation, cellular component: nucleus. Gene Ontology annotation, molecular function: DNA-binding transcription factor activity, RNA polymerase II-specific; RNA polymerase II cis-regulatory region sequence-specific DNA binding. Lineage: Eukaryota; Metazoa; Chordata; Actinopteri; Perciformes; Serranidae. Gene Ontology annotation, biological process: embryo development; regulation of transcription by RNA polymerase II.